Molecule: messenger RNA, 1683 nt
Organism: Schistocerca cancellata (South American locust)
Lineage: Eukaryota; Metazoa; Arthropoda; Insecta; Orthoptera; Acrididae
Product: UDP-glucosyltransferase 2-like
Exons: 8
Coding region: 1-1683 (560 amino acids)
Molecular function (GO): UDP-glycosyltransferase activity
Source: RefSeq, a predicted model, not a curated record
AUGCAGAACGGGGCCUUCGACAAGGUCGUGGACGGCGGUGUGGACGAGUUAUCGGUCAGCUAUCUGAUGGAAUCGCUAACAAUGGCGAUGAUCCAGAUGUUGUGCAGGACUCACAAGACGGCGACGGCGUGGCGGAUGCGGCCCACCACGUGGUUAGCGAUUUGCUCGGCGGUGGCGCUGGCGUCUGCUCCCACGGAAGCGGCCAACAUCCUGGCUGCCACAUCCUUCCCCGGCCGCAGCCACUUCAUCAUGUUUCGCCGCCUCUUCAAGGCGCUGGCCUCCAGAGGCCACAACGUCACUGUCGUCGGCCAUUACCCCCUGGACUCUCCGCUGGAGAACUACACUGACAUAAGCUUCAAAGGAGACGUCCCAGAAGCUGACAAUAAUAUGCCCUCGGCCGUCAUCAACCUACUGCGGAUGCCGUUCGCGGGGCCCGUCUUCCUGAAGAACAUCAACCGGCAGCUGUGCGCCAAGGUGUACGACCUGCCCCAGAUGCGGCGGCUCGCCAACUCCGGGUCGCGGUUCGACCUCGUCAUCUCGGAGGAUUUCGUCCACGACUGCAUGGCCGCACUGGCGCACAAGUUUCGCGCGCCGCUGGUCGCCAUCAGUUCUAGCAUGGCCCUCAACGGCGCGCACGACAGGGUGGGUAACCCAGACCACCCCGCCUACACGGAGCAGUGCCUGGUGCCCCUGAAGGCGCCGUUUGGCUUCUGGGAGCGGGUGUACAGCACGGUGAUGCACGUCUACGUGAGGGCCGUCGACUGGCUGAUGUCGGGUGGUUACGUCGAACAGAAGCUGCGCGAGGUGCUGGGAGCGGACACGCCGCCGCUGGAGCAGAUCGUCCGCAACACCAGCCUGGUGCUGGUCAACAGCCACUGGAGCGUCGACCAGCCCGUCCCCAGCGUGCCGGCCUUCGUCCAGGUCGGCGGGCUGCACGUCGAGGACCCCAAGCCCCUGCCGCAGGAUCUGCAGAGUUUUCUGGAUAAUAGUCCUCAGGGAGUGAUCUACUUCAGCUUCGGUUCCCUGGUGCAGCCUGACGAUUUGCCAGGGGAGAAGUUUAAAGCAAUUCUCGACACUUUGGCGUCGGUGCCUCAGAACGUCCUCUGGAAGGUCGACCCGGCUGUUCUGCCGCACCUGCCACACAACGUGCGAGCUCAGAAGUGGAUGCCUCAGAACGACGUCCUCUAUCAUCCGAACGUGCGGGUGUUCAUAACGCACGGCGGACUGCUGGGGACACAGGAGGGCAUAAUGGCGGGCGUGCCGCUGCUCGUCGUUCCGUUGUUUUCCGACCAAGAGCUGAACGGGGUGAGGGUGGCGGCUGCGGGCAACGGCGUCCGCGUCCGCUACGAGGACCUCACGUUCCAGGCGCUGCGGACUGCCAUCGAUACGCUGGUCAACGAUACCAGGUACAGCGAGCGGGCGAAGCAGCUGUCUUCCUUGUACAGGGACCGGCCUCGGCCGCCGCUGGAGGAGGCUGUGUACUGGGUGGAGUACGUGCUACGCCACAGGGGCGCCCCGCACCUCCGCUCUGCCGCGCUCGAUCUCGCCUGGUACCAGUACCUACUCCUAGAUGUCGCGGCCUUCGUCGUAGCAGCGGCAUCUCUCCCACUACUGGCGCUGCACUUCAUCUUCCGGAAAGUGGUCCGAUCACACAAGAACGAUAAGAAAGCGAAGAAAGAGUGA